UAGGUUUGAAUCAUCAGUCCUAACUGGCAGUCGGGACAGCGCGCGUGUGCCCAUCGCCACGAAAAAAAGUUUAGUUUAAAAAAAAUAUAGAGUUCCAUUUUCAAAAAUGUAUUGUGAUUGGCCAACUUUGGGGCGGUGUUGCUUCUGUAUGCCUUUAAGGCGCGGAAUUCUAACGUUCGGAUACAUUAAUUUAAUAUUCAGUGCGUUUAUGGUGGGAGUGUACAGUUACUCGGUGCACACAGAUUUCGGUUUGUUCGCGAUAUACCAUGGGACGAGCGUGGGCGCGUCCGUGCCUGAAGGAGUCUGUGUCUUCAUCUACUGCGUAGAAAUAAUCUUCACUGCUAUCUUAUUAUAUGGUACACAUAAGAAACUAUUAACGUACAUUAAGAUAUACUACUACUUCGCCGUGACCACGACUGUGGCGUCCUGCCUCGUGCAGAUCAUAGACUUCGCUGUAGCAGUCAGCACCAGAUCAGGAGUCUACAUGAUCUUCGAGGUCCUACCUCUUAUGUUCGCUUCGCUAUCCAUCCAGAUCUACCUCAUCAUCUUAAUAAGGAGUCUGCUAAAGAAGAUGGAGCAGUCAGGUCCUCAUGGCUAUGAGAACCAGCUCCAGCAGAUUGUGUACGAAGGGAAGGUGGAGUCCAAUGGAGUCUAUGACCCUACUGUAGUACCUGUAGACGUAUAGACAUUAAGUAGAUAGUAAGAAAUCAGCCAGUAGUUCUUAAGUUCGCUAAAUACUCAUGUAAAGUCAUUAAGAGGCUAUUUUUUCA
Messenger RNA from Spodoptera frugiperda (fall armyworm), 770 nucleotides. RefSeq lists its product as uncharacterized. The transcript has 4 exons. The record is from RefSeq and is a predicted model, not a curated record. Lineage: Eukaryota; Metazoa; Arthropoda; Insecta; Lepidoptera; Noctuidae. The coding region runs from base 107 to 685 and encodes 192 amino acids.